AGACAAUACCUAGUGGAAGAGGAAGCCGAGGCGAGGGCAGGAGUGAACUGAAAGACAGGACCAUCCGCACCCACAACCUGAUCUCGCGUUUUAAGUUCUGGGAACUACAACUGAGAACUUAACUGAAGCAACCUCACCUCACCUCACCAGGCAGUGCGAAUAACGACAAAGCUCCAGUGCUGACCCCCAAUCUGGCUUGCAUAUCCCGUCAUUGCCCAAUCAAUCCCACCGCGCCGUGCACUCUGCCUCCCCUGGUUGUCCUCCCCCUGUCGUUUCCAUCUGGUCCCCCCUGGUUUUACUACACCCAGGUCCCAGGGCAGCCAACGAGCGAGUGCGACCUCCAUAUUUUCCAGGGUAGGGGAGUGGCCGACUUGGCUUCCCCUUUCGACCCUUAGCGAUGCCCUUGCCCCAUUUCACCAUAGCACCACCUCCACCAGCACCGCCCGCACCUGCGACCUCGACCUCGACCUCGUCCAAGAUCCCGACCUCGUCCAACAACCCUGGGUCGUCUGCCUCAGCCACCACCGAUAUCUCCUCUGCUCGGACGCCGCCCGCGACCGUCACCACUUUUGCUGGCUCUGCCUCGUACACGUCCUCGCCGUCGCCGCGAACACGGCUGCCGGACCGGGACUUCAUCAGCCCCGGUUUACGGAACCCCUAUCCCCAGGGGCAGCGACCCAGCCGACCUCCGCCGCCACCACCGCGACAACAACAACAACAACAACAACAACACUCUGAGCGCUUUGGCACUGUGACGGUGCCCACCGCGGCCGAACAUAAUCAAUCAACCUUCAGUCCCUUUCCACCCGACCGUCUUCCGCCCAAAGUCCCGACUGACUCGCGACCGUCCCAAGACCUUCUGGAAUCGUUCAAUGAGCCACUACUCCACGGCCCAGCAACACCAGACUCGACCAAAGGCCUGAAACCUCCAUCGCAUAAGCGAGGUCAUUCGCGAUCUGGGAGCUCGAGUAGCAUAGGCGAUCGACUUAGGAACUUCAAUCGCUGGUCUGUCUCGUCCGCGUCAAGUAAAGGCUCAAACGGUGGUGGUUCCAGUUGGCGCAUUGGGUGGGAUAGUGGGAAAGAGAGGGAAGACUCAUCUGGUCAAAAGUCACACAAACGCCGACCCUCGACGUCAGAAAUCUCUCCGCGCUCUGUAAGCCACCUCCGAGGCCGCAGUGAUUCACCCCUGCGUCAUCCGAUCCCGCCCUUACCUAGCCUGCCGCGCAUUUCGACCGGGCCUUCUUUGGUAGAGGCAUUCCGGCACCAGGCCAGUGAGAUUGGCAAGCAAUCACCGGUACCACCCAGGCGGUAUUAUCUUCGGCCGCCUCCUGACGACAACGCCGCCUUCUGGGAUGGUGCUCCGCAGAUCCCAGAAGACACACCAGGAUCGUUGCCACGGUCACAUCAAGCAGCGGGGUUGCUACCUCCGGCAGAACUCGCGCCAGACCGCAUGAUGCCCCAAUAUACACAAAACGGCGACCCCCGAGGGCAAUCGCGAGGGAGGUCGCAUGGCGCAAAGUCAAGUACUGAUUCAACUGCGUCAAACCGAAACCGAGAUCGCCAGCGCCAUCGCUCCGACAAAAAGGCAAUGCUUUCUGAGGCACUGUCAAAGGCAAAUACCGCAGUACAACUCGACAAUGGGCAAGACUUUGAGACCGCCAGGAGGGCCUACACGGAAGCUUGCCACCUAUUACAGGAGGUAUUGCAGCGAACUUCGGUAGAGGUGGAUCGCAGGAAAUUGGAAACCAUUCAUCAAACAUACGUGGGAAGAAUUGCCGAACUCAACGAGAUCCUCGGUGACAGUCUGGAUGAGAAAGCGCUUCCAGAAGAGCCCGAAAGCUACGAUGAACGGGGAUACAUGCGUGCUCAGGCUUACAAUGGAGAAGUGUCUGAUGACGAGCCGAUGCUCUCAACCUACACCCGAGAACGUAGCCGCACUCGGGAGCCUAGCCUCUCUGUUCAGACUCAGUUCAGACGACAACCACCGUCCGGUAGACCGCCAGCACCACCCACGUUAACUCUCCAGACACCGGGGGGUUCCAAUGGCCCUACUUCCUACCUUAGCGAGCAAUAUUCGCUACAGUCUUCGUUUUCCAAGGCACGAUUUGAAAAGGCACCGAUGGAUAAUGCUUACAUGCCACCGCCACUAUUGCCUCGGAGACCUUUAUCACCCGCUCAGCCACCGCCACCUCCACCGGCGCCCGAGAAGGAUGCCCCUCGCCAACAAGUGUUCCGACCCGACUAUUCCAUGUCUGGCGCUCAGGCUACUUCGAGAAAUUACAAGACGAAUGGUGGACAUCAGAGGGAUCCCAGUCACGAGUCGAUAUCAUGGCUUGAUCCGAUCGAGGAGUCUGGUGGAUCUAGCGCCUCUUCGGUACACUCGCGAUCUUCAUCAACAGGAAUACGAAGAAAGCAUAUCCGGGCCGCCAGUGGGGAUACGGAAGCCGAAUUUGAUGCUGCAUUGGACGACGCUAUUGAAGCUGCGUACGACGAGGGAUUUGAGCCGGAGGAUCAGUAUUACACAGAUGGGCAUGAUGCUGUCACGGGAAGUUCAUACCCAAGAGACCAGGUACAGGAUGAGGGAAUGGAUGCGCUCGAAUUAGCGAACGAAAGGGAGCGGAAACUACGGCUACAGCAACACUUGGAAGAUGAGGAGUACCGAAAAAGAGGUUGGACAGGGCACGAUGACUUCUACGACGAGGGCCAUGACUCGGAGGAGGAGGAACGAUUUCUGGAGGAGAUGACGAAAGGGUACCAGAUCGAGGACUUUGCGUUUGGACGGAACAACAAGCAAUCAAUUCCUCGAGAGUCCGACUCCAGCGGGGUCACGAAUCGUACAUGGAAUAGCUCUACAGGGUCGAACCAAAAUACCUCUACAACGCUACUUAGUACGGUGAGCGAGAGCCCGACUCAUCCGGAACCCAAGGGGCCGUUACCCCCAUUACCGCCUCCGCCAGCAGGUGCCUUGCCUCAACUACCUGAUCGACCACCAGGAACUUCGGGAUCCGGGGCUUCAAAUCGGAGCGUAAGACAACGGCGUCUGUCUGGCCAAAACUUGAAGCAGCUGAAGAUCGAGACCACGAAGCUUGCUCAGCCGGGACCAACCACAGCCGGGCCAGCAUUCCCGCCACAACCGGCACGAUCGCACAACUACAUUGCGCAACAGAGACAAGCCUUGUCUGCUGGUCCUCACCGCAAUGCUAAUCCUCUUGCCGCCCGGCGUGUGGUUUCCCCAUCCAUGGGAGAAGGGGGAGCUCCUCCUUUGCCGUCUCACUUGCAGGACGACUACCCGCCUCGCGCAGGGUCUCCCUCGGUUGGUCGGCCUAGUCUAAAAAAGACCUUCUCUUCAUCAAGCUUGCGGAGCGCGCAUCGGAAGCUUUCUGUGUCGCAUAAUGAUGAUGUAUUUGAUAUGUCUCCUGGCACACCGGUGAGUAAUCAGUUUGGCAUCAGUGGCUCAACGACCCGCCUGCCAUCAAUUCCAUCCAUGCCGACACCGAUAGCUGGAUCGUUCCGAGAAAGAGCGGACACAGUUGUCGGAACAGCGGGCAUGUAUCUGUUUGAUGCCGAGUUCCACUCUGCCAAUGAUCCUGGAUCGCCCAACGGAACGCUCGCUGAUGCGCCAGCACCGCUCGAGCCUUGCCCAAGCGAUGUGUUACUCCGACCGUUCUGGCUUAUGCGCUGUCUGUACCAGACCCUCUGCCACCCACGCGGAGGAUACAUCAGCAACAAACUGUUUGUCCCACGGGACGUGUGGAGAGUCAAAGGCGUAAAACUCAAGUACGUCGAGGAGAAGAUCUCGCAGUGUGAUCUGAUGACUGCCGCGCUACAGAAGCUUGCCCGGGUGGAUACAUGCGACGCGGACGCCGUAUUGGAGGAGAUGCAAGCUCUCGAAACGGUGAUCGAGUCCGUCGAGAAGUUCCUAGUCAAGAAGCUUGGCGCCAGCGAAGUCGGACCCCACGCCACCUCGUUCAAGGAUCCAGUACACGCGGAGGAUGGGUCCCUGCCACGGUCAGCCAGCGUAAGCGCCAAGACGAGUGCUUUCUCGUGGAGGAGGUUACGAAGCAAAAACAGCUCAGCGAACCUGACCAGUGCGGGCAAGGGAAGCAGUAGUGCUGGUGGGACCAGUGGUAAUGUGGCGUCGACACCUAUUGAGGGAGCAGGGAAGGAUAUCAUCUGCCCUAGUCUGCCGAUGACGACGCACCCGACGAACCGACCGAUGAAGAGAGACGUAGGAAACGUGCUGUUUCAGGGGCCUAAUGCGAAUUAUAUGAGCUCGUUGGCGAGAUUGUUCGAUGCGGCUCAGUUAGUUGACCAAAUCGCUCGCCAAGUUGAAGACCCAGGCCUCCGGCACGCCGACAAGACGCAGGUGGGACUCGAGCUCAGCACUAGGCAUGCGGCGGAAUUCUUUGCCCUCUACAUUUGUCGGUUCGUCCUGUCAGACCUCACGCUGAUGCUGGACAAGUUCCUCAAGAGAGGAAGCGAGUGGGUGCUUGUCUAGGAGGCAGGACCCAAGCACAAGAGAAGCAGCGGGGAAGGGAGCGUGGAUAUACUUUACUCGUAUCCGUGGGUUUGAUAACAGACAGGGUGGAUGGGUGUUGGAGUACUGUGUAUAGAUGGAAAGGAUUGCCAGGGUGAGGUACAAUGGGAGGAGGGAAAACUGGGAGGACAGGGAAGUAAGGGCUGGCUAGGGAGUGGGAAGGUAUGCAUGGGUGGGUGGAUGGACGGGGUGAUGGGAACGGAUUGGAAUGCGUGGGACGGACGGACGGACGGACGGACGGACGGGUGGGAUGUGCGAAGCCCCGGUUGGCUUGGCUUGUCUGUUCCAACUUCAC
Molecule: messenger RNA, 4832 nt
Organism: Neurospora hispaniola
Lineage: Eukaryota; Fungi; Ascomycota; Sordariomycetes; Sordariales; Sordariaceae
Exons: 3
Coding region: 398-4498 (1366 amino acids)
Source: RefSeq, a predicted model, not a curated record